Molecule: messenger RNA, 1061 nt
Organism: Gymnodraco acuticeps
Lineage: Eukaryota; Metazoa; Chordata; Actinopteri; Perciformes; Bathydraconidae
Product: interleukin-8-like
Exons: 4
Coding region: 276-575 (99 amino acids)
Biological process (GO): neutrophil chemotaxis; chemokine-mediated signaling pathway; antimicrobial humoral immune response mediated by antimicrobial peptide
Cellular component (GO): extracellular region
Molecular function (GO): CXCR chemokine receptor binding; chemokine activity
Source: RefSeq, a predicted model, not a curated record
GAUUGCGCAACCUGCACUGAGCCGGGAAAUGACUCAUUUCCAGCUGAGUGCUUCUUUAAUAAAAGGAGAGACUCUCCUCCUCAGCGCUAUAUUCAAACAGCAGAGCGAGAAGGCUGAACAAGAAAAAGAAAAGGAGAGAAAGAACUACAUAGAAGAACAAUUCAACAGAAUAAAAAGAUCCUUCUUCACUUUUACCUUCAGGCUUCAUCAGACAGCUUUCUCAAAGACUUUCCAAAUCUUUAUUGUUAAUUGUUGCAGAAUUUAUAAAAGGAAAAAUGAUGAGCAGCAGAGUCAUUGUCACCUCUAUUGUGGUGCUCCUCGCCUUCCUGUCCGCCAGUGAAGGGAUGAGUCUGAGAAGUCUGGGAGUGGAGCUGCACUGCCGCUGCAUCGAGACAGAAAGCAAACGCAUCGGCCGUCACAUCGAGAGGGUUGAGCUGAUUCCUGCCAACUCCCACUGUGAAGACACUGAGAUCAUUGCCACUCUGAAGAAGACAGGUCAAGAGGUUUGCCUGGACCCCAACGCUCCCUGGGUGAAGAAAGUGAUUAACCACAUCAUUGCCAAUAAAAAACGCUAAACCGACUGGAAGAGAUGGGCCAAUGGCGCUUAAAGACAAAUGAGAAGUUACCAAAAAGUAUUUUUUGCCCUCAGUUACCUCCUUUCAACUGAUCAGGUGUUCAAUUAUGUAAUGAAGGUCACUUCGUUACUAUGGACUGACAGCUUUGGGCCCUUGUAAUAUUGCACAUGUGGGUUUGCACUUUAUGCACUCUUGUGGUCGAUUCUUUCACUGGAAAUCCAGCCACUAAAGGGUCGCUGUCUCACAAAUGACCACAGAAUUUAGCCACUAAGCGUAUGUUUGUAUCAAACAUGUUAUUUAUUAAUCAGUGUGGGAUUGUUUGAUUGAGACUUGGCUGCUCCUCACUGCAAAACUGCAGAACUGUUGUUUUGUAUAUAACUUAUAUUAUUGCAAAUAUUGAUAUAUUUAUGGAAUGUUAUUUCAUUUUCAUGAAGCUGUGUAGCUCUGCUAACAACCAAUUGAUAAUUAAAUAUUUUGUACCUGAAA